GUGCGUUAACCGCUUCAGUACACAGUAUCUUAUGUAGCCUAAGAGGAAAAAGAAGUGGUAAGAAGAAGAAGAAGAAGCAGGCGACGAUAACAGAUCCAACAUGGCGGCGCUCUUCGCUACUUCCCGUGUCCUCGGAAAGAAGGUUUUAUCUUCAAAAGCCUUGCCCGCCGGAUGCCCCGCCAGCCUACGCAAACUUCACUUCAACAUUUAUGGGAAAAGAGGAAACGCCAAAGUCUCAGAUGCUAUCUCCACACACUACCCGGUGGUAGAUCAUGAGUUUGACGCUGUGGUGGUGGGGGCAGGAGGAGCUGGACUGCGUGCUGCAUUUGGAUUAUCAGAAGCUGGCUUCAAUACGGCGUGUGUCACCAAGCUGUUCCCCACGCGCUCUCACACUGUGGCUGCUCAGGGCGGGAUCAACGCAGCACUUGGAAACAUGGAGGAAGAUGAUUGGCGCUGGCACUUUUACGACACGGUGAAAGGAUCUGAUUGGUUAGGAGACCAGGAUGCUAUUCAUUACAUGACAGAACAGGCUCCUGCUGCUGUGGUAGAGCUGGAGAACUUUGGCAUGCCGUUCAGUCGUACAGAGGAUGGACGAAUCUACCAACGUGCAUUUGGAGGCCAGAGUCUGAAAUAUGGGAAAGGAGGUCAGGCUCACCGUUGCUGCUGCGUGGCUGACAGGACGGGUCACUCCCUUCUUCACACGCUCUACGGACGAUCUCUGAGAUACGACACCAGCUAUUUCGUGGAGUAUUUCGCUCUGGACCUGCUGAUGGAGGAAGGGAAGUGUGUAGGAGUCAUUGCCUUGUGCAUGGAAGACGGUUCGAUUCACCGCUUCAGGGCCAAAAACACAGUGAUCGCUACAGGAGGUUAUGGACGAACGUAUUUCAGCUGCACAUCAGCCCACACUAGUACAGGAGACGGCACCGCCAUGGUAACCCGCGCUGGCCUGCCGUGCCAGGACCUGGAGUUCGUUCAGUUUCACCCCACAGGUAUCUACGGAGCCGGGUGUCUGAUCACAGAGGGCUGUCGUGGUGAAGGUGGAAUCUUGAUUAACAGCGAAGGCGAGAGGUUUAUGGAACGUUAUGCUCCGAACGCUAAAGACCUGGCCUCCAGGGACGUGGUUUCUCGUGCCAUGACCAUUGAAAUCCGUGAAGGAAGAGGUGUAGGACCAGACAAGGACCACGUCUUCCUCCAGCUGCACCACCUCCCACCUCAGCAGCUGGCUUCCCGUCUUCCAGGAAUCUCUGAAACGGCCAUGAUCUUCGCUGGAGUGGACGUGACGAAAGAACCCAUCCCAGUCUUACCCACAGUGCACUACAACAUGGGCGGCAUUCCCACUAACUACAAGGGACAGGUCAUCACUUACAAAGAUGGUGAGGAUCAGGUAGUGCCAGGGCUGUAUGCCUGCGGUGAAUCCGGCUGUGCCUCUGUACACGGUGCCAACCGCCUGGGCGCCAACUCGCUGCUGGAUCUGGUGGUGUUUGGCCGCGCGUGCGCUCUCACCAUUGCUGAAAACAACACUCCAGGAGAGAAGCUCGAACCCCUGAAGUCUAAUUCUGGAGAGGAAUCGGUGGCAAAUCUGGAUAAAAUCCGCUUCGCUAAUGGAUCUACAAGGACUUCUGAGAUCAGGCUUAACAUGCAGAAGACUAUGCAGACUCAUGCAGCAGUGUUCCGUACUGGAGACAUCUUGAAAGAAGGUUGCAUCAAGAUGGACUCCCACUAUCAGAUGAUGGACGACAUCAAGACAUUUGACAGAGGUAUUGUGUGGAACACGGACCUUGUGGAGACUCUGGAGCUGCAGAACCUGAUGCUGAACGCUGUGCAGACCAUCCAAGCGGCCGAGGCUCGCAAAGAGAGCAGGGGGGCUCACGCUCGGGAGGAUUUCAAAGUGCGUGUGGAUGAGUACGACUUCUCGAAGCCAUUGCAGGGACAACAGAAGAAACCUUUCGAAGAGCACUGGAGGAAACACACUCUGACAUACACAGAUCCAAAGACAGGAAAGGUCACUCUGGAGUACAGACCUGUCAUCGACGAGACUCUGAACAAUGAAGACUGCGCCGCCAUUCCACCUGCUAUCCGGUCUUAUUAAACUCAGACGCACCUUUUCCUAUUAUUUAUCUGUAACAUACUCCAUCCAAGUACGUGACAGGAUGUUUCUGUCCAUCUCUGGCAUUCUAGAUGACACUGUAUUGCUACUAAAAACAGACAAAAUCUAGAACUGAUGUAAAAAAAAAAAAAAAUGCAAAUCUAUCGUUUCCUGCAGACAUGAUUAAAUUCCACAUGUGCUCGUGUUCCACUGAAUCAGCCUCGUUUAUCAUCAUAUCAACCUUGAGUGACUUCACCUCAUGUUAUAUGGUCACCUCACACACACACCAAGUGAAUGAACACCAGCCAUUUCUUUUUAAA
Molecule: messenger RNA, 2406 nt
Organism: Hemibagrus wyckioides
Lineage: Eukaryota; Metazoa; Chordata; Actinopteri; Siluriformes; Bagridae
Gene: sdha
Product: succinate dehydrogenase complex, subunit A, flavoprotein (Fp)
Exons: 15
Coding region: 101-2089 (662 amino acids)
Biological process (GO): tricarboxylic acid cycle; mitochondrial electron transport, succinate to ubiquinone
Molecular function (GO): electron transfer activity; succinate dehydrogenase (quinone) activity; flavin adenine dinucleotide binding
Source: RefSeq, a predicted model, not a curated record